Molecule: messenger RNA, 3267 nt
Organism: Cordyceps militaris CM01
Lineage: Eukaryota; Fungi; Ascomycota; Sordariomycetes; Hypocreales; Cordycipitaceae
Product: Pfs domain protein
Exons: 6
Coding region: 1-3267 (1088 amino acids)
Source: RefSeq, a predicted model, not a curated record
AUGGAUGGCAAUAGUAGAAGAGACAGGCUCGAGGACUCUUCCUACGAAGGCUCCGAGCAUGCUCCGUCCCUUAGCUGGGGAUACAGAAGCACAACCACCGACGAUGAACUUGAAUUGCGUGAGCAGCCGGUCAGAGAGCCCGACAGCAAGCCCUCCGUUGAUACGCUUGGGGUUAGCCAUCCAGACAACAUGAUCCUCUUUGCUGGGCUCGGAGACGGCAUCUAUUCUCAAACCGAGAACCACUUCAAAUACCCCCGUACUUUAUCUGGACUCACAACUUCAGACACAAAUCCAGAACCUUUCAGCAUGGAAUUCGAUGGCGCCAAUGACGGUGACGAGCUUUCCGGCACUAGCCGGCGGUAUGAGUGUGCCCAGUGCCGCAUGCUCUUCAACAGCACCUCCGAACUCAGGGAACAUGCCCAAGACCACACUUGCGUCUACCAGUGCCUGUAUCCAGGAUGUGGCCGCAUUUUCGGGCUCAUAAGUUAUCUCAAAGGACAUACAGCCGACAAACAUGGCAUCUGUUUGUAUGGCAGAUGCGAAAAUAGCCCCGUACUCUGGGCCUGGUGCCAACCUGGAGCCAUGAUAAAACAUAUUUCGAAAGCGCACCCAAUCGUCGCUCUUUGCGACUUCGGCGAACGCUGGGAGACAGCCGACUCUCGGCAUCUAAUCGAUCCGCAUGUGGAAGAAAUCGUCGCGAAUUCAUGCUCUAAAAUCGCCUACACAUUCGAAAGAGUCUCCAAACUGGCUGAUUCCGAACUGACAACCACGGAAAGGGUUGGCUACAGACUCUGUACUCAGAAAAGUGGUUUCAACCACCAUGACCGAAUGAAGCUGGCAGCUCUCCAAAGUGACAUUCUUAACCAAAUGAACCCGGCAGCUCUCGAAAGUAACAUUCAUGAUGACCUCAAAGAACAAGCGCCAUUUCUACAUGUACUCGAAGGUGUCCCAAAGCACCCUAGCCAAACAAGGCAAGAUCUGUUGUUGCUAUACUUGAAAGAAAAGUAUGGCCUUGGCCUAAACAUGGUCAAGAAUAUACGAGGAAUUCCUGAUCAAAUGAAGAGAAUUAGAACGUGCCUGAGAAUCGGGCCUGCCGCCGAGCCCGGCCACACGUCUGUUGUGGUGGGCCUGGAAUGGCCGCUUCAUCGCUUUCUGCAAACUCAAUUUGUUGACUUUGAGUCUAGAAAGCAGCCAUUUAGGUCUCUCAUCACGUUGACCGGCUCUGCGACUGACGCACAGGCCCUUACUGUGGGCGAGUAUCUAUCGCAGACCUGGCCCGACAUUGCAGACAAAAUCCUGCAGCUGUUGCCAGCCUCGUUAGAGCCACAUCUCGGCCACAUAUCUCUCCGACAAGCUUCGGUCACCCUUGAUACAAGUGUCCAAGUCUACUACGAAAAGGACCACAUCCUUGUCAGGGGAGUCGGCAAUACCGAGGUCAUCACUCAAGUUGUGCAAGCAUUUACUUGGAUCGCCUGUACCGCACGAGCCGGUCCGGCCAUCAAGGGCGUCUGGGAGUGUGUUCCAAUUUUCGCGCGAACCAAGGCCGCCAUGGUCCGACCCGGCAUUCAACCAUUUGUCGUGCACUUCUUCACGAGGUCGCUACCGCCGACAACACAGCCUGGGAAAUGCUGGCAGCACAUGUUUCAAGGCGCCGUGCUGGCAGCUGGAUUCCCCAUACCGCAACGGGCCACUCUAGGACUGGGGCUGGAGAUGCCGCUCAACAUGGUAGCAGAGCUCGCGGGAUCGCGUCGACUGACUGAAUGGGACGACAAGAUCUUCAUAAAGGGAUAUUCGACGAUGCUGGUUGCGAUCAAAUCAGUGGCCGACGUUCUUGUGUGGCACUACUACUACGCUCAGCCAGGCAAGCGAGUGGCGUACAUGGACUGUACGGAACAAGUUGAGAGCGUGGAUAUGGCGAGAUUUGGCGGCUUUCGUCAUGUAGUUGGUUGGUGCUCGAGUAGCAAGUACUGCGCUGGAUCCCCGGAUGCCAACUACAACAUCCGCGGCACGCAGUUACCCCGCCCCUCUGCUGGUCUUUUCUUGGACAAGGUAUCCAUCUCCACGGGCAGCACCAUUGCUGGCGGGGCCAUGUUGACACCAGGCACUAAGGAGCGGCCGCCACAUCUUACAAGAAACGGUAUAAUUCCUAACCUUCGAUGGCUGUCCAAGAAAUAUGUCGUGCUUUGGGAUGAGGAGGCGAAGCGGGGAUGGCUUGUCAACGGGACCAGCGCGCUCCUUCAUAUUAUACGCGCCUCAUUGGCAUCCUACGAGAAAGAUGACUUUAGCCCUUGCUUCAUGUUUGACGGGAGCAAGAUGAAUAACCUGCCGCAGAACCAGUACAGACAUAACACGGCCAUUGGUGUCCUCAUCGAUCAGGGCAACCAGAGACUCCGUCUCUAUCCAAACCGCACCACAGAGCAAACAACGUUGACAGACAGCGGAAUAUUGACACAUACGCAGACAUCUAGCUAUUUCCUCUUUGGCGAUCUCGUUGAGCAGCAUCUCAGCGCGCUGGAGAAGAUUGUCGACUUUCACUCGAACCUCGCCGGCCGCGACGGUGUCAACCUCAAGAUGCACUUGCGAAAGCACCUCGAGGGUUGGGAAUUUGCCGAUUUGACCAAGGAACACGAUCUGAGGCCGCGCGUCGCCACGCUGGGAUUUCUCGGGUACGGCUGGGUGGACUUUGUGCGCGCCAUUGGCGCUAUUACGCUCUUUGGCCGGGGAUUCGGCGAGCUCCUGCAGCCGACGAACAGCGGCGCAGCGGCAGCGACAGCGGCAGGCGGCCUGUGCGAACGAUGGAGCAGCUUACCGACGGGGAACUACAACCUAGCUGCCAGCGUCGCGGACCUCAUCGACAUCAUGGAGCAGCACGGGGACGCCCACGCCGCGCCACGGGAGCUGGCGCGCGGCAUCGCCUGGCGCUCGCCCGCCGACACGUACGCGGCGUGUCCCUGCACGCGACCGCCGUCCGAACAGGGUCGGGCCGACUGCCACGUCGCCCCCAUGCAGGUUCUGCAGCCCAGUAGCGCCUCGCGCGCCGCGCCGGGCCACGUACCGCCAACAGACAGCGAGGUAGAGUCAGAGCCUGACGGCGCCGUCAUCUUUGGGUACAAUGUCACUUUUGGGUACCGCUGGCCGGAAAGGGGCACGGAUGAGGUGCCGGCCAGGGACUUUCGCAGGCAGCUGCGCAAUAUGCUGCCCGUGCGACUCUUUAAACAAUCGCAGACGGAAGCUGAAGGAGAGUCACCGGACUCUGAUGUCGCGUGA